Penicillium riverlandense is the source of this 780-nucleotide messenger RNA. RefSeq lists its product as uncharacterized. The transcript is spliced from 2 exons. The record is from RefSeq and is a predicted model, not a curated record. Bases 1 to 780 code for a protein of 259 amino acids. NCBI's taxonomy places the organism in Eukaryota, Fungi, Ascomycota, Eurotiomycetes, Eurotiales, Aspergillaceae.
AUGGUGGGCUGGCCACUAGUACUUCUGGCCACCUUUGCGGCAGCAUCCAGCGCCUCGAGGAAAUGCUGGUUUCCCGGAGAAAAUGUGCAGGAUACGCUCGGAUUCCCUUGUACGUCGGAAGAAGGCAGCGCGUGCUGUGGACAGGAUGCGAUCUGUCUGACCAACGGCCUGUGCUUGAAUUUGCAGCAACCAUAUGUACUAUCGCGCGGGAGCUGCACCGAUAAGUCAUGGACUUCCAACAACUGUCCGAAAUACUGUCAAUCUAUUGCUCCCGACGGUGGAGUCUCUCUUGUUUUAUUAAACUUCACCAACGAAGGGUCAUAUUACUGCUGUAACUCGAUCCUCGCCGGCAGUGACGGCAAUCCAAUCUGCGACAACAAUCAAGCGUCUUUUACUGUUCCGGACGGAGACAUGAUAUGGGGCGCCGCCGAGCUGACGGGCUAUAUGAAGACGUCUGGGAUGAAUGCCGAUGGAAACGACACCAGCGUCAGCAUGAACAAUACAAGUGCGAACACUGCGACCUCUAGUGGAGACUCAUCCAAAGAGAUCGCAAUAGGGGUUGGCGUCGCCGUCCCACUGGGAGUUAUUACUCUCCUUUCUAUUGCAUGGGCUCUGUGGGAGAGAAGAAAGAGAAAGCAGGUCGCAAGUUCUUCGGCAAGCGGACGCCAUUACCAUACUAGUGACGCUCGUCCGAAGCCUGUUUUCGAAUUGCAUGGAUCAGCGCCGGUGGAAUUGGAAGGAAGCGACUCGGCAGUGGGCUCGCACUCGAACUGGACAUGA